Cuscuta europaea is the source of this 2918-nucleotide messenger RNA. Lineage: Eukaryota; Viridiplantae; Streptophyta; Magnoliopsida; Solanales; Convolvulaceae. The record is from the annotation of a GenBank genome assembly.
UGGCAGUGUUGGAUCUGUAUUCUGUAGUUUUUCAUUGCUCAGUCUUUCAAUUCCGUAUUAUUGGAAAAAUAUAAAUAUAUGUACCAAAAAGAAAAGAAAAAAAAAACGAAGUGGUUUCCCCAUGAUAGAAUAACUCUGCAUCCAAAACCAGAAACCUGCCUUCCCCAUCUCUCUCCAUACAUCAAUGGCGAAUCUGUUUUCCGCCAUCUCAACGGUCCAGCCUACACAUACGUAACCGCCCUAUACUCAGCAACUGUCUUGUUGAUCUCAGAUUCUGAUCAUUGGAUUCGAAGAGAGACAAGAUUUAAUUCCAUUCGGAACUUCUGAAGUGGUCGAAUUUUGAAUACCUGCUGUUGCUGCUUUAAUAGCUUUUAGAGGAAUAGUUUUCUGAUCUGGAUUCGGCUUUUGCUUCUAAUUUAGUGGGUGUUGGAGCGCUGAAUCUUGGCUCCGUUGUGUGGUUCUGAUGGUUCCUGAUGAUAGGCUGUCGUAGUCGUGAUCAUUGGGUGUUCAGGUUGAACCAAUAAGUAAUAUUUUUGUGGCUUUAUUCGCUCUAUAAUCGUGGGGCUGGCAGAAUUCGGACAUGAGAAGCCCUUGGUUAAAAAAACUAUCCUCCGUUUUCGGCCCUAGACCACCUCUUAACUGGUUACUCUUGCUUCUUGUCAGCAUCUUUGUGGUGAUAGCUUUGUUGGGGUCUUCUUCUUCUAGUACUUUUGAUUCUGUUUCUUCAUCUGCCAAACCUGAUCUUUAUACAAAUUAUAGAAGGUUAAAGGAUCAAGCAGCUAGUGAUUACUUAGAGCUAAGGAGCAUUUCCCUCGGAGCUUACCAUAUAAAGGAUGUUGGUCUUUGUAGCAAAGAUAAAGAGAACUAUGUGCCUUGCUACAACGUGACUGCAAAUUUACUAGCUGGGUUUAAAGAUGGGGAGGAAUUUGAUCGGCAUUGUGAGAUCUCACGGGAUUUGCAGCAUUGUUUAGUUCGCCCUCCUAAAGACUAUAAGAUUCCUCUGAAUUGGCCAGCAGGCAGGGAUGUCAUCUGGAGUGGAAAUGUGAAAUUAACAAAAGACCAUUUCCUGUCAUCUGGAAGCAUGACAAAAAGGUUAAUGUUAUUAGAGGAGAAUCAGAUUGCUUUUCACUCGGAGGAUGGAGUGGCAGAUGAUGACGUAAAAGAUUACUCUUACCAAAUUGCAAAAAUGAUUGGGUUGGGAAGUGACCAUGAACUUCCUCAAGCUGGUGUGCAUACUGUAUUAGAUGUUGGCUGUGGGUUUGGUAGCUUUGGGGCUCACUUACUCUCCUUGAAUUUGAUGUCCCUGUGUGUAGCAGCAUAUGAGUCUUCAGGUAGCCAGGUCCAAUUAGCACUUGAGAGAGGUCUUCCAGCAAUUAUCGGAAACUUUAUCUCAAAACAGCUUCCGUUUCCUGCAUUGGCAUAUGACAUGGUUCAUUGUGCCCAAUGUGGCAUCCUAUGGGACAUAAAAGAUGGGGUUUUUCUAAUAGAAAUUGACCGGAUACUCAAACCUGGAGGUUAUUUUGUUUUAACCUCACCCUCAAAUCAGCAGCAAGGAAGUUCUAUCAGUACUAAGACCGGAAGUGUAUCAACUCCUUUUGAAGAGUUUACCAAGAAAAUCUGCUGGAAUCUUCUAGCGCAGCAAGGAGAGACUUCCAUCUGGAGGAAGACUCUAGAUCCUCAAUGUGCAUCUAUCAAGCAGAGAAGUGUGCCUGUUUGUAAAGGAGAUGAUUUUCAAACAUAUUAUCACCCCCUUGCUCUUUGUAUUUCUGGGACGACCAGUAACAGAUGGGCUCCAAUCCGUGCUGGAUCUACUUCUUUAAAUGCAAGCGACCUUCUAAUUCAAGGUGUUCAUCCUGACGAUUUCUAUGAGGACUCAGAGUUCUGGAAAUCUUCUUUAAGAGACUAUUGGUCGCUUCUUUCACCCUUGAUUUUCUCUGACCAUCCAAAGAGGCCGGGUGACGAGGACCCCCUGCCUCCAUAUAAUAUGGUUCGCAAUGUGAUGGAUAUGAAUGCACAUUAUGGUGGUUUAAAUGCUGCAUUAUUUGAUGCAAGAAAAUCAGCAUGGGUAAUGAAUGUUGUACCUAUUGGGACUCGAAAUACACUUCCUCUCAUAGUUGACCGCGGUUUUGUAGGUGUUCUACAUAACUGGUGUGAACCCUUUCCGACAUACCCCAGGACAUAUGACAUGCUUCAUGCCAGUGGACUCCUGUCACACCUUAGUUCACAGAGCUGCAGUAUAGUUGAUGUCCUUUUUGAAAUGGACCGUAUUUUGCGGCCUGAGGGCUGGGUUAUUCUCUCCGAUAAAGUGAGCAUUAUAGAGAAGGCGAGAACGCUUGCCACACAGAUCCGUUGGGAAGCUAGAGUAAUUGACCUCCAGAAUGGAAGUGAUCGGCGGCUACUUGUCUGCCAAAAGCCAUUCCUUAAAAAAUAAAAUUCCAAGAGAGCUUAAAUAUGAAAACUGCAGCAAAAAGGUGAUCGAUAAUCCAGGACUUCAUUAACACGGGUAAUGUCUAGAUUUUCGUCCUCUUUUUUGGGAGGCAAGUUUUGUUUUAUUUGAUGAGUUGUGCCAGAAAGGACCAAAAAAGGCCUCACAACUCACAGCCCCUCAACAUGGUGUUUCUAUGGAUGGAGCCCAAGAUGGAAUUAUAUACUCCGUAAUAUAUAUGGGAAAUUGUAGAUUGGAACAUUUAUUCACAAGUUAGCCCCAACACAGCAGAUAGAUGGAAAAAGAAAUUUUUGGUUACUUGUAUUCAUUCAUCCCCUUUUUUCUUUAUUUCCGGUUCAAGGUUAUUUUUUCUUUUGGUUGGUUUUGGAAAUGAAAUGGAUGUUUUUGUGCUGAACACAGUUUGGACUGCAAUAGUCAUCAUAAAUAUAGUGCUCCAGCAUUUCUUCUUUUGAUUGAUUCUUUUAAGUUUUCA